Molecule: messenger RNA, 3573 nt
Organism: Megalops cyprinoides (Indo-Pacific tarpon)
Lineage: Eukaryota; Metazoa; Chordata; Actinopteri; Elopiformes; Megalopidae
Gene: tbc1d25
Product: TBC1 domain family, member 25
Exons: 7
Coding region: 170-2815 (881 amino acids)
Biological process (GO): regulation of autophagosome maturation; activation of GTPase activity
Cellular component (GO): autophagosome
Molecular function (GO): GTPase activator activity
Source: RefSeq, a predicted model, not a curated record
UCCUGUGAAGCGAUGGCGAGUUGGGCGGCAGGCGGAGACAAAAACAGCUGUACAGAAAAUGGAAUAAACAUUAUGUUCAGUCAUUUCUUUGUAUAAUAGAACAGGAUAGACAGGGAAAUUUUAAAAAUCUGGGGAAAAUAAUCAAGCGAGUCAAGUCGGACUCAUCGCCAUGGCAGCUGAGGAGGAGAGGGGGGUAGUUCGUGUCAGAGUCAAGAAGUCCGAGGGGCUCUUGCCUGCAGAGUUCCGCUCUUUCGCGGUUGACCCCCAGAUCACAUCACUGGAGGUGCUGCAGCACAUCCUGGUCCGAGCCUUCGAGUUAAACGGGAAGCGCAACUUUGGCAUCAGUUAUCUCUCCCGGGACCGUGGGGGUGUGGAGGUCUACCUGUCUCUCCUCUCCGAUUGGGACUUAGAUGCAGCGUUCGUCAGUGCAGCAAAGCCCUAUUUGCAGCUGAAGAUGGACAUCAAGCCUUCUGAAGACAGCCCAGUGCUGGAGGACUGGGAUAUAAUCAGUCCCAAAGAUGUGAUCAGCUCAGACCUGCUGCCCGGGGAGAAAGGGAGGUCUCUGGCAGCUGCCGCUCUCCCGUUCACACAGUCACUGCUGUCGCAGGUGGGCCGAACGCUGUCCAGAGUGCAGCAGGCACUGAGCUGGACAUACGGGGAGGAGGUGAAGCCGUUCAAGCCGCCGCUGAGCGACGCCGAGUUCCACAGCUACCUCAACAGCCAGGGGCAGCUGACCCGGCCGGAGGAGCUGAGGCUGCGCAUCUACCACGGAGGGGUGGAGCCUUCACUGCGCAAGGUGGUGUGGCGGUACCUUCUGAACGUGUAUCCCGAUGGGUUGACUGGCCAGGAGAGGAUGGACUAUAUGAAAAGGAAAACCAGGGAAUAUGACCAGCUGAAGGGGGAGUGGUUAGCCCGGGUGAGCCCAGAGGACCUGGAGUUCAUCAGAGGCAAUGUGUUGAAGGAUGUGCUGAGAACGGACCGAGCUCAUCCCUACUACGCUGGCUCUGAGGACAGCCCGCACCUGACCGCCCUGACCGACCUGCUCACCACUUACGCCAUUACGCACCCACAGGUGUCGUACUGCCAGGGCAUGAGUGACAUUGCCUCCCCAAUCCUGGCAGUCAUGGACAACGAGGCCCAUGCAUUCAUCUGCUUCUGCGGCAUCAUGAAGCGGCUCGAGGGCAACUUCCGCCCCGACGGCCAACUCAUGUCCGUCAAGUUCCAGCACCUCAAGCUGCUGCUGCGCUACUCCGACCCAGAGUUCUACGCCUACCUGGUGUCCCGGGGAGCUGACGACCUGUUCUUCUGCUACCGCUGGAUCCUGCUGGAGCUCAAACGCGAGUUUGCCUUUGAGGAUGCCCUGAGGAUGCUGGAGGUCACCUGGAGCUCCCUGCCCCCUGACCCCCCCGAGACCGAGGUGGAGCUCCUGGGCCCCCCGCUAGAGGCGGACAAGGAGGGCGCUGGCGUGGAGGCCGGGGCGGGAAUGGAGAGCGAGCAGAAGGGGAGGCAGCGGAGGCGGCACAUGCUGAGGCCGUCGCGGGAAGAGGCGGACGGGGGGAGGGUGCUCGGCGUGGGGGAGGAGGAGAAGGUGGAGGAGCGGCCCCGGGGGGAAGGAGAAGGGGGUCGUGAGAUUGAGGAUUUGGGGGUAGGGGGAGGUGGGGUGAACGGCAGGUGCGAAGAAGGCGUCGCGGUGCACCCUUUCUGUAAGCAGCCCAGUUUUGGUGAGUUUAAAUACUACAGCGCCCAUAAUGGAGACAGUUUUGACUUGGAGGAGAAAGAGCCUCCGUUGUCACCGCCACCUCCGCAAGCCUCAUGUCCUGUAUCAAGUCCGCUGGCUCGGCAGCCUACAGAGGACAGUGAGGACGACCAAGGAGAGAAGGAACCCCUCAUCAGCCCAGAAGAUGAGCAUUCUGCCCCAGUGGCUGGUGGGAGAAGGUCCCCCAAUGGGCACACAGCAUCCCCAGACUCCACUUUCCCUCCCUGCCUUCCAAACUGGAAAACCGGCUCCACUCCAUCCGCAGUGGCUUCCCCUCCCUCACUACCCAAUUGGAGAUUGCCAUCCCUGGCCACGCCCACAUCAAAACCCACAUCCUCUUUUUCAUCCAUCAACGGGAGGGCGGAAUCCCCGGCCACACCCACUGGAAGACACGUCUCAUCUCCGUCAGUGCCCAAUGAGAUUGGGGCCAUGUCCCCGGCCACGCCCACAGCCAAGCCUUGCCUUUCGUCUCCAUCCGUUACCAAUGCCCCCAGUCGCUCUCUGCUCUCCUCCCCUAUCCUGUCCUUUGGCAGGGCUUCUUCUCCUCCUGUCGGUGCGACCAGCAAACCCCCUUCCAGCAAUCUCCCCUCCCCAGGCGCAAAACCUGCCAUCUCCCCAUCCAACUUGGAUGCUAACAAACCAGUCUCCCUGCCACCUCCGCAGGAGUUUGGCAAGGGAAACCCCUUCAUGCUGUUCCUGUGCCUGUCAAUCCUGCUGGAGCACCGCGACCACAUUAUGAAGAACAACUUCGAUUACAACGAACUGGCCAUGCACUUUGACCGGCUGGUCCGCCGGCACAACCUCGGGCGCGUGCUCCAGCGUGCCAAGGCCCUGUUCGCGGACUACCUGCAGAGCGAGGUCUGGGACUCGGAGGAGGGGGACGAGGUCAGCUCGGACUCCCCCGCCACGGCUGGCACGGCCGCCCACACCCCCUCGACCAGGCCACAUUCUCCCCCAACUCAGUCUUCCCCGGAAUCAACUUCCCCCAAUUCCACCUACAACCUGGCUAACACCAUCCCCUCCCUUCCUUCCUUCCCUCUGCCCCCUCACUCCUCCUGACCUCUUCUGUCAUCCCUCACACAUGCAGACACCUGUGUGACUCCCUGUAUUGCCUUUUCUCUUCAAUACACUUUCUUCUCCUUGAGCCUUCUCUCAUUUAUUGCUCCAUUCGUGUUCCAAGUCUCGUUUAAACCCCUGCAAUUUGAGCAAAUAAUGCAGAUUUCAGCCUCCUCCUUCAGUUUGCAGUCCAGACGUUCUGAAGCUAUGCCUUCAAAGUCAUCCUAAGCCUUCAGUUGCGCUCUCCUCUACUGUGAGAUAGCGGGGCCAAAUUCCUCAUCAAACGAACACUCGAACAGAAAUGGAACAGUCUGAAGCCAAAUGCCUUGUGCACACAGCCAGUCCAAGCAAUGAGGCAUUCGUCUGUGGUCUCCAUACAUGACAACCAAAAGCUGAGGCUUGACCAAAGAUCCAGUGUCAUAAGGGAUGCUAUCAGUUCCUCCAUUUCUCUCCACACAUCCAAAUGACCCCGUUGUUUUGGUUAAAAACAUCUGGGACUAAACUGUGGUCCUCUGAAGUUAAGCCUCAGAGGGGUAGGAACUAAGGGAAAACGCUUUCUGUAUGUGAGACUGAUGUGCUACUCAAUAUAACGUUGAUGAGCCCAUUAGUAGAAGUCACAGAAUUUUGUACAACUGCACAUCACUUUCUGAAUAUGAAUACAUAAUGGUCAAGAGGAAUACACUACAUUAGGGAUGUUUUCUUCUCAUCCAGGAUGGACUUAAUUCAGUAGUUCAUAUAGGUUUGUGUGUGUGUGUGUGUGU